Messenger RNA from Brassica napus (rape), 1711 nucleotides. Its product is annotated as eukaryotic initiation factor 4A-1. The coding region runs from base 233 to 1471 and encodes 412 amino acids. The record is from RefSeq and is a predicted model, not a curated record. Gene Ontology annotation, biological process: cytoplasmic translational initiation. The transcript is spliced from 4 exons. Gene Ontology annotation, cellular component: cytoplasmic stress granule. Gene Ontology annotation, molecular function: RNA helicase activity; translation initiation factor activity; ATP binding. NCBI's taxonomy places the organism in Eukaryota, Viridiplantae, Streptophyta, Magnoliopsida, Brassicales, Brassicaceae.
CGACUCAAGUAAAAAACAAAAAAAAAAAAAAAAAAAGGAAAAAGGAAGAGAGAGAGAGAGUAGGAGUAUAUAAAGAUAAUGACGUGGUUUCUCUUAGUCUCUAUCUCUUUUUUACAAAGCCUCUCAAUCUUCGCCUGUUCAGAUCCGAGUUUGGGAGAAACAGCCUCCCAAAGUUAACCAACAAAGCACUCUACUUUCGCUUCUUCAGUUACCAAUCUCUUUCGCUCAAGUCAUGGCAGGAUCCGCACCAGAAGGCACACAGUUUGAUGCUCGUCAGUUCGACCAGAAGCUAAACGAAGUUCUCGAGGGACAGGACGAGUUCUUCACCUCUUACGAUGAGGUUCACGACAGCUUUGACGCCAUGGGCCUUCAAGAGAAUCUCCUCAGGGGUAUCUACGCUUACGGUUUCGAGAAGCCUUCUGCAAUCCAGCAAAGAGGAAUCGUCCCUUUCUGCCAAGGCCUCGACGUGAUCCAACAGGCCCAGUCCGGAACCGGCAAAACCGCGACUUUCUGCUCCGGCGUCCUCCAGCAGCUAGACUUCACCCUUGUCCAGUGCCAGGCCCUCGUCCUCGCCCCGACCAGAGAGCUCGCCCAGCAGAUCGAAAAGGUCAUGAGAGCCCUCGGUGACUACCUCGGCGUCAAGGUCCACGCCUGCGUCGGCGGAACGAGCGUCCGGGAGGAUCAGCGCAUCCUCCAAGCCGGCGUCCAUGUCGUCGUCGGCACCCCGGGCCGCGUCUUCGACAUGCUGAAGCGUCAGUCCCUCCGCGCCGACAGCAUCAAGAUGUUCGUCCUGGACGAGGCCGACGAGAUGCUCUCCCGCGGGUUCAAGGACCAGAUCUACGACAUCUUCCAGCUCCUCCCGCCGAAAAUCCAGGUCGGAGUGUUCUCGGCGACAAUGCCACCAGAGGCUCUCGAGAUCACGAGGAAGUUCAUGAGCAAGCCGGUGAGGAUCCUGGUGAAGCGCGACGAGCUAACCUUGGAAGGUAUCAAGCAGUUCUACGUCAACGUAGAGAAGGAGGACUGGAAGCUCGAGACGCUCUGCGACCUCUACGAGACUCUGGCCAUCACUCAGAGCGUCAUCUUCGUGAACACUAGGCGUAAGGUUGACUGGUUAACCGAUAAAAUGAGGGGGCGUGACCACACGGUCUCGGCCACUCACGGAGACAUGGACCAGAACACGAGAGACAUUAUCAUGAGGGAGUUCAGGUCCGGCUCCUCGCGCGUGCUGAUCACCACCGAUCUGUUAGCGCGUGGUAUCGAUGUUCAGCAGGUGUCGUUGGUGAUUAACUACGAUUUGCCGACUCAGCCGGAGAAUUACCUCCACCGUAUCGGAAGGAGUGGGAGGUUUGGGAGGAAAGGUGUGGCGAUUAACUUUGUGACGAAGGAUGAUGAGAGGAUGUUGUUUGAUAUUCAGAAGUUUUAUAAUGUUGUUGUUGAGGAGCUGCCUUCUAACGUUGCUGAUCUGCUGUGAGAGGGAGAAGAAGUUCGCCGACGUCACCGGAGAAGAAAGGUUUUUUCUUUGUUUUGAAAGGGCACAACAACUACUCUUUUGAUUUGAUUGUCUUUCUUCCGACCAUUUUUAUUCUAUAUUUAAGAUCAUUAUGGAGUAUUUAUUUCUGGUUUGUUGUUUGUCUUUGUAUCAGUCAAAUCUUUUCAUGCAAGUUUUGUUUUCAAAACGUGUUUUACUUUAUUAAUAUCCUUUUUAACAUAA